AUGGGUAUUGAGACAGGUGAAAACGGUCUCCUUGGUAACUACACUACAGCGUACUUGACUGUCCUAUCAAACGAUGACCCUUAUGGCAAGCUUUUGUUCCCGUCCCAAUCACGUGACGUUAAGAUUCCUGAGGACUUUGAACCUGGAUUCAAGAACACUACUAUCAAGAAUCUGACCGUGAUGCGCGAACAAGGAGACUGGGGUGAUAUCCAGGUUGUCUGGGAAAUCGUCACCUCAGAAGCCAGCAUCAAGACACAUUACACGUAUGAUUUGAUGUUCCUUGGUGAUGUGAGAUCUGGUGUUACGAUGAAUCCAAGCAAAAAAAGGGAUAGAACAAACACUAAUGUGUAUUGCUUUGAUGCAAGUAAAAGUGGAUCUUACGCGACUGUAUCUUCAUUGAACGGACUUUCAACCAAAGAAAUCACUAUAAGUUCAUGGCUACAGCCCGCUAAGUCAACGUUUGGUUACUUGUUGUCCUAUGCUGUUGGAGGGGACAUUGUCUAUGCUUUGGCUGUCAAUACCACGGCUUCUACUUCUUCUCUCUUUUUUGAAUUUGAUGAUUCAAAUGUAACUGUUGCUUUGGGCGUAGAUUUUGCUGACAACGCUUGGCAUAUGGUAGUCAUCACUCUUAAUUUUGGAACUGGAGUGGCAAAAUUCUAUCUUGCUGGAUCACAGAAACUUACAUGGAAUUUUGCAGGGAGAUCGGUAGAUACCAGUGGUACAUUCACUGUCGGUGCCUUACAACCAGAUCAGCAAAAGUACACUGGAUGUAUCCAAGACAUCAGGAUACAAGCAGCUGUGCUUGAAGGAAGUACUGUUGAGGAAAUGCCGAAAGCUAUAAAUGAUUUUAAACAACUGAAUGGUUAUCUUGACUUCCCGGCUGGUGUGCGUCACAGAAACAUCGAAAUACGCACUGUUGAUGAUGACCUGCCCGAAGAAGAUGAAAAGUUCCCWGUAAUCCUAUUAGCACCAAAAGGUGGUGCUACCUUGGAUGAAAACCAUGCUAAGGCUGUGCUCACUGUUCUCAAGAGUGACAACGCUAAUGGUCUGUUUGGGUUCGAACGCAUUUCGCCCAUCACUAUGUCAGAAGUGAGCAAUCAGAGCAUAACCAUAACAAGAGAAAAGGGCAAGGCAGGCCAAGUUACUGUGUCGUGGGGAGUGUAUAAAAGUUACAGAGAUUUGCAAUUGGCUUCAGAUGAUUUUGAACCUUACCAGGGAAGCAUUGUCUUCGAAGACCAGGAAGAGACAAAGAGUAUCGUCAUAUUUCCACGAGACGACAAUCGUCCAGAACUAGACGAACACUUUGUCCUGAAGCUAGUGUCGUCAGAAACAGGCGACAGCGAGAACACAAGUACACCAACAAGUGGAGCCAGUCUGGAUCCCAACUUAACGUCCAUCAACAUCACCGUCAUCAAGAAUGACUUUCCGUUUGGCUUGCUGCAGUUCAUGGACCGAGUUCCUGCAUGGAAUGAUACCAUACCACCUGCUGUUGAUGCUUACUAUAAAAACGUUUGGGAAAAUAGUGGAAGCGUACGGCUUGUUGUCGUACGUGCACAGGGAGUUAAUGGUGAGGUGAAAUGUUUUUGGAAGAUAGAACCCCAGUCUGCAAAACCAGCUGUUGAUUACGUAAAUGAUGCAGGAGAAGUGAUCUUUCCAUCUGGUGUUCGCAACAAUACGAUAGCCAUUAGACUAAAAGAUGAUGGCAAUGUUUCUGAGCUCAUCAAGACUUUCAAAGUUGUCCUGUAUAAUCCAAUUGAAGGAGCAAAYCUUAGUUCGGUCGCUUCAACUGCAAUAGUCAAUAUUCUUCCAAGUGACGAUGCAUUUGGGGUCUUGAAUUUUACACAAGAUUCCAUCGAAAAGACUGUAGAGGAGUCAGCGUCUGUUGUCCUGACAAUCAUGCGCAGUGCAAGCAGUCUUGGCCCCGUCACAGUGUACUGGAAAGCCAUUGGUCCUCACCAAGAUGACCUGAUGCCAAUGGAAGGCAAUGUAGAACUACCCACAGGAAAAGAAACAGCGCAAAUUCAAUUCCGAGUAGCUGACGAUGCGUCGCCUGAGCUGUCAGAAAGUUAUCUUAUCCAGCUUGUGAAUGUGUCGUCUGGAAGACUUGCAGCGACUGGUACAGUCAGUAACAUCACCAUUAUCGCCAAUGAUCACCCGUACGGGAUCUUUCAGUUUAAUCGCAGCGUCGUAUCUGUACCAGAGAGUAACAAAAAUGUUACUGUAGUCUUCAACAGGGAAAGAGGUGUCCUUGGAGCGGUACGAGUGCACUAUGAAACCAUGAGCAAUGGAGAUAUGUUCGGGAGUAUUAGACAGAAGGCUUUAGCAGGGGAAGACUUUGUGGCAUCGAACGGCUAUAUUGACUUUUCUGGAGGACAGAAGAACGCUUCAUUCGUGAUUCAAAUCUUGGAUGACGACAUACCUGAAAAUGAAGAGACUUUAUUAGUGAACCUGACAAGAGUAGAGAUUGUCAAGCAACUGCCAGUUAUUCCAGUUCCAACUAACUCGCCCGUGAUUGGCCGUUCUAACAUCGCUCAGAUCAGGAUCUUGAAGAACGAUAAUGCAAGCGGCGUGUUCCAGCUGUCUGCUAGUAAUGUAGAUGUUACAGAACCUUACUCAGGUGCAAUUGUGAAUGUUACAAGGACAGCGGGACACUUCGGUGAAGUGUCCGUUUACUUCGAAGUCAUUCCAAACUCAGCUUCCACGUCAGACUAUAAUAUCCCGUACAAGAACAUUAUCUUCAAAGAUGGACAAAGAAUUGCCUCAGUACCAAUACAAAUAGUGGAUGACAGUACCCCGGAAUACGAUGAAACAUUCACUAUUAGGCUCCUGUCAUCUGAUGGGGAUGCGUUGCUUGGAAGUCCUCUGGAAUGUCUUGUAACCAUCGCUGCCAACGACUACCCUCAUGGUAUAAAAGUACUGUGGCACUACCCAACAGUUCUAUCCCUGAGCCUCCACGGUGGACCUACCUUUGUCGAAGGUCGAAACUGCUUUGUAUGAAUUCCUAAAGUUGAACUUCGUGGCAAGAGUUUCACCAUUGCUCUCUGAGUUAAAGUGAAAAGCAUCCUCGACGAUAGAGUCGGGGGAGGAAGCGGAAUCACUUACUUUUAAAGAUUCAUGAUUCCUUACCAAUUUUCAUCGAUGAUUCAUGAUUCCUUGUCAAUUUUUUUUGUGAUUCAUGAUUCAGAAUUCCAUCUACAUGAUUCAUGAUUCUCUCUACUUUAAACUCAAAGAUUCAUGAUUCCUGCAAAUUUCAAAGUCGUGAUUCAAGACCCCUGAUACCGCCUCACCCCCGAGAUAGAG
Actinia tenebrosa (Australian red waratah sea anemone) is the source of this 3300-nucleotide messenger RNA. RefSeq names its product adhesion G protein-coupled receptor V1. Gene Ontology annotation, molecular function: adenylate cyclase inhibitor activity; G-protein alpha-subunit binding; G protein-coupled receptor activity. Lineage: Eukaryota; Metazoa; Cnidaria; Anthozoa; Actiniaria; Actiniidae. The record is from RefSeq and is a predicted model, not a curated record. Gene Ontology annotation, biological process: negative regulation of adenylate cyclase activity; G protein-coupled receptor signaling pathway; cellular response to calcium ion. Gene Ontology annotation, cellular component: membrane; cytoplasm.